Messenger RNA from Parathielavia appendiculata, 622 nucleotides. RefSeq lists its product as uncharacterized. The transcript has 3 exons. Bases 301 to 483 code for a protein of 60 amino acids. The record is from RefSeq and is a predicted model, not a curated record. Lineage: Eukaryota; Fungi; Ascomycota; Sordariomycetes; Sordariales; Chaetomiaceae.
GUACCCAUUGCAAGGCCUCGGCACACAGGCCGGUUCACUCAGGAAAGAAACUCCACCAAAACGCUUGUAAGGCUUUCAGUUCCACACAAUCAAAACCUGCCACCAAUUGUUAAGCUUCACGACGGUUGAACGGUUCUACCUGCCGGUUCCACCCAGUGUCGUCUUGAAUGAAGCGCACGCUGCAGGACGGAGAAUCGCGAAACCCCACUACUCGAUCGAAUUGCGGCACAUAAUGGCAACCCCGGGCUGGACAUAGGCGAGCAACUGCAGGUUUCAGGCGACAAAGAGAAUGGGCCGGCCAUGGGCAUGGGCCGCCUCCGAAGGGAAGCGUAUAGCGAUGUGUUCCAAAGCGUGAUAGUCUUCGCUUUGCAAGCAUGGGGCUACGUGUUCUGGGGUGCUCGACAGGCAAUGGUUGGGAAUGCAGCAGAGCGGGAGCUGCAGCAUGCCAGGACCGCCAAAAUACGGACAGAGCCAAGAGGUUAAAAGCAUUGGGAAGUAUCAAGUACCGUUACAAGGCGAAAUCAGUCCCAGGCCCCUCGCCACAGCCCUCAUGUCUUCUCCCAGAAUGACCAUGGCCAGUCAGGAAUACUGCCCCGCAUCAACGCCUCAGCGUCAACAAAGC